ACUUGUUAUAAUGGCGUCCACGUUUCAAAACCCAAGGUCAAUCUCACUAUCAGACAAGAGUACUUUUAUUUUUUAUAUAAGCACUUCAUUAGGAGCAGAAAAUUCAAAGUGUUCUUCUUAGUGUACCCUUAUUUUUGGGGGUUUUGUUUUGUUUUUGCUGCGCGCUUGAAAAUCAAGACUUACAUUUCUGCAAGGUGCGACAUUGAUAAGCGUAGUGCAUAAUACCUCAUAAAUAAACAAAGUUUGGAUAUGUUCUGCCAUUCCUGAAAUUUCGAAAAGAGUACACGUGUAUGGUAUUUAGAACCUGGUGUUACUUUAGUGACUUUGCGAAGAAAUUAACAGUGGCGGAUCCAGGAAUUUCUUAACCGGGGUGGUGGUAAUUGUCUGCAAACUAUUUUGAGACCCACAAUGGGAGUACAUUGGGCGAAACUACUGAAUUCUAACACAGUAAAAUGUAUGUAUUUUAGUAUUUUGGGCCAUUCUUCUAUAUGAAAAAUUGGAUCAUAUUGGGGUUGGGGGUUGGGGAAGGGGUUUCGUGCGUCUGGCACUGGAUCCGCCAUUGGUUGAUAAUACAAAGACAUGUGGAUCUGUAUUACCUAAACCACAUAGCACUUAGUAUAAGUGACACGUUUAGAGGUUACAUUUAUCACCCAGUACAAUGCCAGUACUAUCUGUCCAUUUCUGUUAAGGUAAACAAAACAGGAUUGUCAUAACCUAAUUUUUAGUCAUGGUAGUAUAGAUCAUGUUUGCAACAGUUUUUUCCCCAUGAUAAUAACCAAUGACUUCAUUUGAUUAUUUUCAAUUCCCCACUAAUACAGGAACCUGGAUUAUUAAUAAUUAACAAUUAAUAAUUAACAAUCCAUCAUCAUUAGGACAUCGGUAUAAGCUUUUUGAAAGUAAAAAAAAUAAAAACAAACAUAAUCCAAAAAUAAAUAAAUUAAAUAUACAAAUUACCCCCCCCCCCCCCCAAAAAAAAACCCCACAGCUAAAUAUAAAAUACUGAAACAAAAACCCAACCAAAGAAACAAAAACCAACUAGAAACAAAAACGAUCAUUCUGAUAGUUUUUGAUAGAAAAUCAAUCGAAAGAAGGUCCGGCGGCAAAGGUUAGUACUUACUAUGAAUGGGAAAUAAGACAGGACAUUUUUUGAUUGAUGGUGUGACGCUGCGCCCCGCCCCCCUCGAGCUCUAAUCUGACGACCAACUGACAGGUGUAAUGUGAAAGAAAAGUUAAUCCAUGCGCAGGAACCAGUGACACGGUGUGGAUUAUUUCCUUUUCCUCCAAGACAACUGUCAGAUUUAAUAUUUUCUGCUCAGUGCGUUGCGUUGCACCCGGAGGCUUCACCGGAAUCAACACGAGUUACUAGCUAACUACAGCGCCACAGCAGUUGACACCCACCGACUCUUCGUUAUAGUAUCCGAGACUUGGGCGAGACAACGUCAUAUUUUCAUUGGCUACUUCGGAUCGAUUGAUAAUUACUACAAACUCUCGUAUUAUGUGUGUGUUAUCAUCAGGAUAUUAAUUCCCUUUACACAGCAGACGACAACUCUAUAACAAGCAGUUGACAUCAGUAAAGAGUGAAAGACUGGAAUACGGACAGCAGUAUUUCCACAGAUAGCCGUAUGAUUUUACGAAAAAUCAGAGCAUUGUCGCCACAUAAAAGGAGUAUCUUCAAAUAAAAUCGAAAAGGAUUUCUACUAUAAAUUUAUUAAGUGAUGCGUUCAGGGAAACACGGCGCCAUGAGUUCUAGGCUGGAGUACGACCUCGCUGAAGACAGCGAACAGACGACUGCGGAUGGAUUUUGGGAUUUGCCCGGGCUGAGGGCCACGGACUAUCAAAUCAGAAAAAGGGCGCGGCGUGAAGGACCAGCCUCACCUUCAGAUUCAGGAACCAGCUCUACAACAGAUGCGACAGACGAUAGUGAUCAGAGAAAAGUGAAAAGCCCGAAAAAAUCCGCAAAACGUCGGAAGGGUUUCAACGCCAGAGAAAGAAAUCUACGUCGUCUUGAAAGUAAUGAACGUGAAAGACAAAGAAUGCAUUCGUUGAAUGAUGCUUUUGGGGAUCUGCGAGAAGUGAUCCCACACAUAAAAUUAGACAGAAAACUCUCCAAGAUAGAGACCCUGACCUUAGCCAAGAACUACAUCAAAGCCCUGACAAAUGUGAUAUGUGAAAUGCGUGGCGAAAAAGUUCCUUACAGCUUUGACAGCUCAAGUAAAUCAGAAAAUGACGAAGAUGAAACUGAGAGUAUUCUUAGUGAGGGAACAGUGGAAAGUGUAGACAUAGAAAACGCACAUGAAGAUUCUUCCUUAUUUGAUGUUUCAUCUCCAUAAGUCAUAUACUGAUGAUUGUGCUAAUGUCAACGUUUUCCAUAAGUUCAUGGAUUUUGGAUUGUUUCAAAAUGAGGAUAUGUGACAUUAUCACUCUGAGCUCAUUAAUGAAUUCCAACUUGUGUUCGGCGUUUUUACUGUCAUGCCAUAUUCUGGGCACGUGGACCUUCUGCUGCUUUUUUGUAAAUUAUUUGCUUGAGAAAUGUGGCGUCUGGUUUCCGGAUUCUAAUUCCAUCAGCCAAUAGGAAAACGAAUUCAUUGAUAUUCCAAUAGCAUGCUAGUUUCCAUCACCAAAACUCCCGAUCGUUUACAAGUUUCGUCACGAACAUUGACAACUAGUUAAAGUGUAUACAAAAUGAAUCUCGGAAUACUAGGGAGAGGAAAUCUAUUUUUCAGCGUUAUCGAAAUACUCAAAUUAGCAUUUUCUACCAUGUAUAUGGAAUAAUGUAGACAGUUACUGAUAGUUAUAUAUUUUACCUAGAAGCAUGUCAAAAUUAUUUUAAUAACUUCCGUAGUAUGAAAUUCAACUCGUGUAGAGAGAGUUUUAUUGUUAUUACACGUCUGUACAUAUUUUUAUUUAUUUAAUCGUGUAAAUAUCUAAUCUGGGGACUUGUGGGUCACGACUAUGCCAAGCCACUCUCACGAUUGCAUGGGGUCCGCUCUGUCACCUGGUUUAUCCCGUUUACGUUCACAUGCGUGGCAAAGCAUCGGUGCUAUGUAUAUAUACAGCUCUCGGCCCGAAAUCAUUGGCUUUAGAGUGUCAGUACAGUAGGAAAACGUUCUCGAGAUAACUUUUGUUUGUUUAUUCAUGUAUUUUCUGUUCUGUUUUUAAGAAAAGUAUAACAUUUUGUCGUAAGGUGUAAUACAAUAGACCAUUGAUCGGCGGAAUAGUAAAUCAUCCCCCGAGCUCUUGAAUCCUUAAAAACAAGUGCGUCACCUUUCACAUUUUCCUUUCAUUGAUUUCAGUAGAAUAAUUAAAUGUUGAAGUAAUAAUCGCAUUCUUUAUCCCGUAAUGAGGACUUGUUAGUCGAUAUGUUAUUGAUUCCGCUUGAAGUUUUCAUUCAUUUGGGGCUGUGUUCGAUGUGUUUGCGUAGGAAAGACCAGUGGUCGGUGUAAUUAUAGGAACAUCCCCCGUGUUAUUCAACAUCUUAAUAUUAUUGCCUGCGAAGGUGUGUCUACAAUCUAAGCUGAUAAACUACCUGUCUCUGGUGACAAAUUUUGCUCUUGUUUCCAAUAACUUCUAAUCAGCUGGGUAUCACUCCCCCAUCUCUCUCUCCUCACUCACCCCCUCUCCUCACUCUUUCUCCCUCUCUCUCUCUCCUCCUUUCUCUCUCUCUCUCUCUCUAUAUAUAUACUGUAUAUAUAAGUAGUACUAGUAUAACGUCUCAUGGCGUGGGAGUUUUUUUCACUAUUUGUUAAACUAGAGAUGAAAUUGUUAUAUUUGCUACAGCAUUAUUGCUUAACGCUACCAGUUAGAAUAGUUCACAGACCCCCCCCCCCCCUUCAUUGUUAGGGGACGAGAAGGGACCCGGUUUCUAUGGCGUAGUGGUGGACUUUAACAGCGCCCUCCAGGUUUUCGUUCUGUUUUAUCACUAUUCACUGUGGUGAAGGUUCUGAGAAGGCCCAUUUAUUUAUCCCCUCCUUUUAGAUGAACUUAUAUUUUUGAUGUAUAUGAAUACUGGUCAGAUGAUGUAUAUCAUUAUACAUGUAUAUGUGCGUAACCUAUAUAUUCCAUACCGUGUAUUCAUAAACAUGAUUAUUUUGGCUAAGUGUAUCAUCAAUGUCAUUCUUUGGUUAUAUAUGCCUUUUUAAUUCUUUCAUGUGUGCCUUUGUUUUUCUCCUAUGUAAUGGUACGUGCGUACCCCCAGUAAUCUUUUUAUGUAUCCGUUUAAAACGCGUUUCCUCUGUAGCAGGAUAUGUGGUUUUCAGGAAAUCGAGGCAUUAUUUUGUAAUCUGCCAGUAGUUUUCUUAAUGUAGAAUACCGUGUCCUGGUUCUAGCGGUUUGUUGUUUAUACAUCGUCAAGGAUUGGGCCGGCUUUAUGGUAGCGCUUAACACUUGCAAAAUAAAUGUAAUACGACAUAAUAUCUCCACGUCAACAGUCAGAUUCAAUUGACACAUUUUAAAGCUACUUCCGAGUGUUCAGUGGCGGAUCAAACUUUUUCGGAAUCUAUACUAGACAUUAACAAUAAUAAGAGCCCGUUAUGAAGCUAUCUGUCAUCAAUGCCGAGUUUAAGAUGUUAUUCAAAAAGGUUCCAUUUGAGUAAGAACAUGUAUUUUUCAGUAAAACAUCUCUUUUCUAAAAAAAAUUCUCGAGAAUUUAUAAAAAUGAUCCACCCUCGUUUUGAAUACAGUUGGACUAAGUGAUAAAAUAUGGAAUAGUAAUUUGUAUUCUGUUUUGUUUUGUUUUUUUUAUUUAAAUUUUACCCUCAGAAUUAUUGUCGCAGACUUUUCAUGAGAUUACGAACAUUUAAUUUCAUUUGAGUAGGUACUAUUAAAUAGAUGUUAGAUAUACUGAUUAAUUAAGGACAAAUGUUAAUCUAAUCAAUGGUUGUGAACUUGUUAUACGAUUUUCCACAGAGGAAAGUUCAGCAUUCUCAUGAAUAUCUUUAUUUUUGUUACCUGAUUAUUUUGAUAAAUGUAUUUAAUUUUUUUAAGAAAAUGCUUAUGAAAAUGUUGAUAAAAACUUUUUUUACUAUAGAAGUGAUCCGAAGAAUUCCAUUCAGAUGAUACAAUGUAGCGUUAUGAAUAGAAACUUUUCAGACAUUAACCGCACUCCCGAGGAGGUUCGCUGUAGUUGUUGAUUAGUGUAGACACGCAACAAUGUCCUUGCCAGUUAUAUAGCAAAUCCUUAUGGUGCACGGAAAAUAUAUUCUUAUUUCAAUAUUGAAGUAUAUCUUGAAUGAUGAAUUAAUUGAAUGUGCUUCCUGACAUUUUUGAAUGAUUCGAGAAUGUAUUUUAACAUGUUUCUGCAUAUAUGCUUCGCUUUGUAUAUGUUUAGCUUCAUUGCAUUUUCUUUUCAUUUUUUUAAUUGUGAGAAUUGCAAUAAAAUGUUUUUCUUAGCUUAUAUCAGAUUGAUAAGUAAGGUUCCGUUCUAAAGUUUGUAGUCUCUUGCUAAUAAGCAAAUCAAAAUACAUACAUGAAUUAGUUUGUCUCAAGUUCCAGAAGAUGACCCACGACAUUGUUGAUUUAUGGGAACAAUAUUUAUCUCUUUGCUCCUAAUCAUGAUAUUUUUGAAAAAAAUGUUAUCAUUACAAAUAUAUAUUAUUGUUUUUGUCUUGGAAAGAAUUCUAGAUGAUAAAUUAUUUAGGAAUUACGAUAUUGUAUCUUAUUUCUUUUACCAAAAUGAUGAAAGUAAAUAAAGUAUUUUUCUAUUCUAA
Ostrea edulis (European flat oyster) is the source of this 5705-nucleotide messenger RNA. RefSeq names its product protein dimmed-like. The record is from RefSeq and is a predicted model, not a curated record. The transcript is spliced from 3 exons. Gene Ontology annotation, molecular function: protein dimerization activity. Lineage: Eukaryota; Metazoa; Mollusca; Bivalvia; Ostreida; Ostreidae. The coding region runs from base 1716 to 2330 and encodes 204 amino acids.